AUGACGAGUGCUGCGGCUGGCAACCAUUCCCCGCACAGCGGUGACGCUAGUCUAGAGCUAGACGGAAAAGACGUCCACAUCCAAGAAAACGCCGAUCGAACCGAGCUCGUGCUGACACUACGGGGAGAAGGGCACACGCUGGGAAACGCGCUGCGCUACAUGCUCACUCGGGAGCCAGGUGUGCAGCAGGUAGGCUAUACGAUACCGCACCCGUCCGAGGACUGUUUGAAACUGUACGUUGUGAGUAAACCAGGUUCGCGGGCACUCGAUUCUGUGAAGCUUGCCCUGUUUCACCUCACGCAGCUAUGUGAUAUAGUUGGCGAAAAAUAUGAAGAAGCGUUCAUGAAAACUUGA
Molecule: messenger RNA, 354 nt
Organism: Cyanidioschyzon merolae strain 10D
Lineage: Eukaryota; Rhodophyta; Bangiophyceae; Cyanidiales; Cyanidiaceae
Product: RNA polymerase I, III common subunit
Exons: 1
Coding region: 1-354 (117 amino acids)
Biological process (GO): DNA-templated transcription
Cellular component (GO): RNA polymerase III complex; RNA polymerase I complex
Molecular function (GO): DNA binding; protein dimerization activity; DNA-directed RNA polymerase activity
Source: RefSeq, a predicted model, not a curated record